Molecule: messenger RNA, 3791 nt
Organism: Pygocentrus nattereri (red-bellied piranha)
Lineage: Eukaryota; Metazoa; Chordata; Actinopteri; Characiformes; Serrasalmidae
Gene: pacsin2
Product: protein kinase C and casein kinase substrate in neurons 2
Exons: 11
Coding region: 182-1636 (484 amino acids)
Biological process (GO): cytoskeleton organization; regulation of endocytosis; plasma membrane tubulation
Cellular component (GO): plasma membrane; endosome; cytoplasm
Molecular function (GO): protein binding; phospholipid binding
Source: RefSeq, a predicted model, not a curated record
GAGGAGGACGCCGCACUGCUGCCUCAUUGCUGGCCAUGGACUGAGCGGCUAUGACAAACUGAGGCAAAAAGCAACAAAAUAUCUAACAGGUUUCUUAUUUCCGCACGACACGUCGUGUAACUUUGGACGUACUGCGAUUAAGGUAAGAACUGAGGACACUGGGUAACAGAAGAAAGCCGCCAUGUCUGGCACCUACAACGACUCACUGAUCGAUGUCUCUAGUGACAGCUUUUGGGAGGUUGGAAACUACAAGAGGACCGUAAAACGAGUGGAUGAUGGGAACAGGCUGUGUAAUGACCUAAUGAAUUGUAUCCAUGAGCGGGCCCGCAUCGAAAAGGGGUACGCACUGCAGCUUACCGAAUGGGCCAAGCGUUGGAGACAGCUUAUUGAAAAAGGACCUCAGUAUGGCACAGUGGAGAGGGCCUGGUGUGCUAUGAUGACAGAAGCAGAAAAGGUAAGUGAGCUUCACAUGGAGGUAAAGGCUGCUCUGAUGGGUGAAGACUUCGAAAAGGUGAAGAACUGGCAAAAAGACGCCUACCACAAGCAGAUGAUCGGUGGCUUCAAGGAAACUAAGGAGGCCGAGGACGGAUUCCGCAAGGCCCAAAAGCCCUGGGCCAAGAAGCUCAAAGAGGUGGAUACAAUGAAGAAAGCCUACCAUGCAGCCUGCAAGGAAGAGAAAUUGGCCACCAGCAGGGAGAACAAUAGCAAGCUAGAAAGCAACGCCAACCCAGAGGCCCAGAAAAAACUCCAGGACAAAGUGGAAAAAUGUCAACAGGAGGUGCAGAAGUCUAAGGAGCGCUAUGAGAAGUCUCUGGAGGAGCUGGAUAAAGUGACUCCACAGUACAUGGAGAACAUGGAGCAAGUAUUUGAACAGUGGCAGCAGUUUGAGGAUAAGAGACUGCGCUUCUUCAAAGAGCUCAUACUGGACAUCAAGCAGCACCUUGAUCUUUCCACCAAUCACAAGUUCCAGACUGUGUAUCAGAAUUUGGAAGACACAAUCCAGGCAGCUGACGCAGAGGAGGAUCUGAAAUGGUUCCGCUCCAACCAUGGCCCGGGCAUGCCUAUGAACUGGCCUCAGUUUGAGGAUUGGUCCGUAGACCUGAACCGGACACUGAGCCGGAGAGAAAAAAAGAAGCCGAGUGAUGAAGUGACUUUGACGGGUAUCAACCAAACAGUAGAACAAACAACAAAGACCAACAACAGUUUGACUGUGUCCAGUAGCACAGAACCGGUGGGCUCAAACCCAUUCGACGACGACGAUGAUGAAGAGGAAACGCCAGCAGAGCAGCCCAACAGCAGCCCAGUCAAUGCCAAAAAAGAAGAAGUUAUUUCCAAAACUGCUAGCACCGUGGAGAAGACGCAGGAUUGGUCAGAUGAGGAAACUGGGAAUCCUUUCGCAGCGGACGCUAACGGAAACGGGAAUCCGUUUGAUGAUGAGCCAGCUUCUCCGGCAGUCUCUGUACCAGUAAGGGCUCUGUAUGAUUACGAGGGUCAGGAGCAGGAUGAGCUGAGCUUCAAAGCAGGUGAUGAAUUUACUAAAAUUGGAGAGGAGGACGAGCAGGGAUGGUGCAAAGGGCGUCUGAAAGAUGGCCAUGUGGGACUCUACCCAGCCAACUAUGUGGAGGACAUUCAGUGACCAGAGACAAGAUAAGAAAAGAGUGGGGAGGUAGAGAGAAAGCUGGAUGGGGAGAAUAAAUUUGGUGUAGGGACGUUUUCAUGUGAGAGGAAGCUGCUCACUCUCCCCCCUUGUGGUGGAGGCUGGACCGACUGCUGCAGUGAAGCGAAAGACUUUUCACUCUUGUUUUCUCGUAGAUGUCGCCCUUUUGCGCUGAUCUGGGACUAGAUGCCACACUAUCUUAAUCCACCAACUUCCCAGCUGGUAUCUUUUCAGAUUGUUACAGGUGCAUGUCCAUUUGUGCAAAUGAGUUUUAAUCAACACAUCAUUCAACAAUCCCUCCGACUACUUUUAAAGAGCUGAAUACAGUGUGAUGACAGGCCUUUGAAAAAUUCCUUCAGUGCUGAUUGUUAGAUUGAUAGCAGUUUAUUCUCACCAAGUCUGAGAUUGAGCCAGAACUUUUUUUUUUUUUUUUUAAUAGAGAUCCUGACUAAAAAAAAAAAAAAGCUCCCAACAACUUUUCCAAUAUCUGUUGGUGAAAAAGAAAUAUAUGGAAAAGAGACAUUUAUUUUCUGUGCCUUAACAAUUCAGCAUCUUGGUUUAGAAAAUCCAUUGGUUACUGCUUGCUCUGAUGCCGAUGUAUUCUUCAAGACCAAAGUAUCCAGCUUUGCUGAAAAGAAACGUUGUUCUAGUAAGUCAAGUGUUUCCAUGCAUGUUAGUAUUAUAUAUAUAAGUUGUGGCCAGAAUGUUCCCCUAUGACGAAAUGUAUAACUAAGAAAGAUGUCCAAUUAAAUUAUUCUAGUUUUUAUAGGAAUGUAAUGUAAUCACACUAUUUCCCAAACAUGUAAUCUUCACAUUAUUCCCUAUUAAAAAAUUUGGUUGUAUACAUGGACAUAGAGCAAGUAGCAGUUUCACUCAGUCUUCCACUGAUUACUAUCAGGAAAAUGUGGUGGUUUCAUUUUCCACAUAUUCAAAUUUAAUGUUUUAUUAUUUUAUUACUGUGUAUGUGAAUGGGUGAUAAUUUCAAAUAGUCAUCCUUGACCCUGAAAUAAACCAGACCUAAACAAGCUUAUUUGCUGGCAGAAGGCUCAUGCUGGAGUAGUUUAUCAGGGAUUAACUGAACUGAUGUUCUUAUAUAACGGUGGCACAUUCACCUGCACAUUUAAAGGUGGUUUAAGGUGUCAUCAGGUGUCAAAAAGGGUUCUUUGGAGAACGAUUUUUGGUUUAAACUGUUCAAUUGAGUUCUUGUAAGGAGAUGUUCGUUCAAAAGUUCCAAAGGUGGUUCUUCUUCAGCAUCGCUGAAGAACCUUUGUUGUGAUCACUUGCCGAUUCACAGAUUUUCACUUGUAUUUCUCGUUUGAGCAGGCCUUUGAGUCUGUAAAGUUUCAUUCCAAAUGGCUUAUGAACCUGUUUUUUUGGGGGGAAGAAAGGUUUUUCACUCUCUAGGCUGCACUGGACAAUUCACAAUGACCACAAGAGAAAAUUCUAACACUUCACUUAAAAGAUGCCACGACCACAUGACAUCCUCUCCGACUUCACGUUUCACACCGAAGUGGAGUUACUGAAGGAAAAAAAGAUACCAGCCUUUUUGCAUGUACAUUGCGGUGAACAAAAUGAGCACAUUAAUUGGUGAUGGUUAUGAAUGGUGUAAUUUUAAAAUUCAGACUGUUAAUUUAUAAAAAUGCCUUAAGUACUUCAACUUUUGCCCAUGGACAAAUGCUGUGAUUUCAGAAUCAGAAUGUAUAUUAAUUGAGCAUUGAUAUGGCGUGUGAAUGUCAUGAACUUAUUUUGUUACAUUUGUAUAUAUGAAUUUUAAAUUUCUUGCAGAUGGUCAUAUUGAGUUAUACAGACACACAACUAUUAGCACAUUUUAGGAUGCAAUGUGUUUUCUUAAUUUUAUUAUUAUUUUUCUUUUUAGCCAAGAGUUGCCAAUGGAAAUCUCAGCCUCCUCAGAUUCGCUGAUUGGCAGUUAUCCUGUUAAUGCUGUCUCAGGGGAGACGAGCAAACUUUUGAAUGUACCGGAGUUUUGCUGUAAUUGAAAAGCAGUGGCAUAACUAUCAACUAUCAGCUUCAACUUGUUGGAUUUUGUUACAUUUAAAGCAGCAACUGCGCCCUCACAGUGCACUUUGUUCAACUUAUCACUCUGCAGUUGGCUAAUAAAGUGAUUUUAAACUGA